Plasmodium knowlesi strain H is the source of this 177-nucleotide messenger RNA. RefSeq names its product conserved Plasmodium protein, unknown function. The coding region runs from base 1 to 177 and encodes 58 amino acids. The transcript is spliced from 2 exons. NCBI's taxonomy places the organism in Eukaryota, Apicomplexa, Aconoidasida, Haemosporida, Plasmodiidae. The record is from RefSeq and is a predicted model, not a curated record.
AUGUUUGUUUCUUUCGAUUUGGCCCUCACGAAGUACAUCAGAAGGAGUUUUUUGACGCUAAGUGGCGUUUUGCUCGCAAAGAGGACAUGGCAAACCAACAUGAAAAGGAAAACAUACAGGUCCAAAAAAAGGAAGAAGUACAUAAGGCUGGGAGAAACACUAAUUAGGAUUCAGUGA